AUGAAUCAACUUUUGGAUAAGUCUGGCGACGGCCCGCAUACAAAAAUCGGCCAAAGCAUCUUGCCUUCAAAUUUCUCUUUGCCUUUUGAAGAUUUAUUCUUGGGAGAAUUGAGUUGGAAUCAUCAGUACUCCGUCAUGAGCACGUCCAGAAAUGCUUCAGGAAGAAACAGUUUUACCAUUGCGUUUGUUGAUUUACCUCUUUUCACCAUACGUCAAAACGGGGCCAGCCUACCUGACAUCUUCUAUUUUCUAUCUCUUGCUGUAACCAUGCGUACACUGACUGUUGUUCCUUUGUUAGCUAGUGAUGGAAGCAUGGAGGAGAAGGUCAUAAAUGAGGAGUAUAAAAUUUGGAAGAAGAACACACCAUUCUUGUAUGAUAUGGUGAUGACACAUGCUUUGGAAUGGCCGAGUCUCACCGUUCAAUGGCUACCUGAUAUACAAAAGGUAUUAGUUGAAGUUUUGAAGGCCAUUUCUGGAGGAAAAGGGAUAGCCAGGUUUUCGUUAGAUGUAGAAUUUUAG
Strongylus vulgaris is the source of this 519-nucleotide messenger RNA. The record is from the annotation of a GenBank genome assembly. NCBI's taxonomy places the organism in Eukaryota, Metazoa, Nematoda, Chromadorea, Rhabditida, Strongylidae.